Messenger RNA from Symbiodinium pilosum, 422 nucleotides. Lineage: Eukaryota; Dinophyceae; Suessiales; Symbiodiniaceae. The record is from the annotation of a GenBank genome assembly.
GUGAUGGCCCAAAGCUCUCCUUGGGCCAUGGUCUUGCUGCAUGACCUCCAGAAGCUUCAAUUGGCUCUGGUGGAAGGACCUACCGACUCUACGCUGGCCCUCUUGUUGAUCGGACUUGUGCAGGCUGGAUCUUUUGCCAUCAUUGACGGCAUUCUCUCCGUGCUGCGAGUUGUGCGCAGCCAAAGGACUGGCCUCGUGCUCAGCUUGGAGGAGCUGAAUGAGCUUGCUGCUGCAAUGGACGAUCCCCGACAGUGCGGUCGGUGUGGGUUCGGUCCAGUGGACCAUCGAGGUUGCUCAGACUUAUCCGCGCAUCAUGGCGAAGUUUCCAUACCUGGCGGGGCAGCCGUGUCGAACCAGUGUCCACGAUGCGGCUGGUUCGUCCACAGACUGACGGAGUGGCCCUUGUGGGAUGGCGAGAUGCA